This is a messenger RNA of Silurus meridionalis, 3953 nucleotides long. RefSeq names its product TAF3 RNA polymerase II, TATA box binding protein (TBP)-associated facto (gene taf3). Gene Ontology annotation, molecular function: protein heterodimerization activity. The transcript is spliced from 7 exons. Gene Ontology annotation, cellular component: transcription factor TFIID complex. Lineage: Eukaryota; Metazoa; Chordata; Actinopteri; Siluriformes; Siluridae. Bases 866 to 3487 code for a protein of 873 amino acids. The record is from RefSeq and is a predicted model, not a curated record.
UGGGCGGUGGAGUUUGCGCAUGCGCAGUUCCAACCGUCACUUGGGUUACGGGGGGACUAAAAAUGGCGACCACUAUGGAGUAAAUAAAAAACGAACCACUUUUUAAACUCUUUUAAAUGAUGAUUACAACAUUGCACGACUGGAAUCUUCUAAACAUCUUCCAGCGACGGAAUUAAGGAGUAUGUUAGCAGCUUUGGGUCUGAAAUAAGGAUGUUCACAGCGCAAACAAAAGCGACUCGCGUCCAUUUAAUCCAUCGAUUUCUCUGCGCUCUAUAGCCAGGAGGCAUAAAAAACGGCGCCUGCGGUACAAGAACUGACACUAUUCUGUUUGUUUUCUAAUUAAGAAAGCAACGUAAGAGCGGUUUGUGAAUUUAAAUGUUCCAAAGAAACGUCAUCAAUACUGGUAGGAAAUAAAGACACUUGCAGGAAAUCAAUCGAGCUUAUUGUAAGCCUCAUCGAUUGCUCUGUAAUCUUCAUAACUGCGAACUGGUGCAUGCUGCUUGCACUGAGUAACUGAGUGGGAGAUACUUUUCAUUAAUAUAAACGCAAACGAGGACUAUCUAUAUAUUGCACGCCAAACAAUGGAAUGUGAUGUUUGAGGGAAGUUUGUGUCUAAAUAAAAAAAAGCGUAAACAUAAAUAAAAAAAGAACUCGCAUUGAGGAUGUGUAAACUAUGCCAGAGUCGUCGAUCGGACGCAGCUUUGUGCGCAUGCUCGGUCGAGCGCUCGGCACGCGACACUCUUCCUGACAACAAAGAUGGCGCCUGUUGUGGAAGAAGUGCCGCGGUUGUUGUUAUUCGUGUAAAUGUGACUCCGGACAGCGCGCAUUUCUGUGGACGCGAAGGUUUUGUGGCCGGCCGCGGAGGAUGUGCGAGAGCUACGCGCGCUCGCUGAUGAGGGUGGCGGUGGCGCAGUUAUGCCAGGCGCUGGGCUGGGACGCGGUCCAGCUGUCCGCCUGCGAGCUGCUCUCCGACGUGCUGGAGCGCUACCUGCAGCAGCUAGCCCGAGGCUGCCACCGCUACUCCGAGCUCUACGGCCGCACAGACCCUGGACUGAUUGACCUUGAGCAGGCCUUUGGUCUGAUGGGGGUGAGUGUAGCAGAGCUGGAAGACUACAUCAACAACCUGGAGCCUGUGGGGUUUUUCCAUUCUAUCCCUCAGUUCCCCAUCAGCAAGAGCUGCGUGUUGCAGUUCCCCACCUCCAGCUUUGACACAGAUGUCCGCAAUGCCCUGCGUGGGGACAAGAGGGACUACAUCCCAGAAUACCUCCCUCCUCUCGCCCCGCUACACCAAGAUGAAGAGGAGGAAGAGCAGGUCCCUGCGGAUAUGGGAACGUCAGCUGAGGCCAUGCAGGUGUCCCUUGGCGAAGAAGAGGACGGUGAGGACGAAGAGAAUGACGAGAACUGGCUCGGCCCACGUGGGUCAGAUAGCCCCAGGCCAGAAGGUCUUUUACCUGCUGCCAAGCGCCCACGCCUGGGAACAAAACCGGGAAGCAGUCCUGAAUGGAGCUUCGAGCCUCGCGAACCACUUAGUUCGCUCAACGCCCAGCACAUGGCACGCUCGCCUUCCCCUCCACUUUCCCUCGAAAUGGUUCGUCCCACUGCAUUGACCCCGACGCCGGGGCAAAAACCCAAAGUUUCCGCUCUUUCUCCAGCUCGUCCGAAAAACAAAUCGCCGAAAAGAGUGAGUGGCCCCGCCCCUUCUGCCAUAUCUGCUCGUCCUCCUUCAGUAACCCCACCCAAAAGUGCUCAAAAGGUAGGAAAAAGGUCACCGGGGAGACCCAGAAGCCCCAGAAGCCCUCGGCCAGGGCCCACACAGUUAGGACGUGGAUGGUUGAUCCCAAACACAGAUGAAGUUUCACAAGAUGGCGAGCUCAAAGACGAGGCCAUCGAGGAUUCCAUCGCGGCAGUUAUAGCCAGGGCGUGUGCCGGGGGCGUGGGUGUGGUUGACCCGUUUGCAUAUGACUCUGACACGGACAGCGAGGGGCUUCCAAAGAGCCCGCCCAAAAAUAUUCUCAAACAUCCACUUAUACAACCAAAACUCCCACCCGUCCUUGGUAUUAAACACCCCCCCAUGAUGCCGCCAACAUCGCUCUCGGCCACCCCAAACCGCUGGACCCUAGACGACUCCAUAGAUGAGGUCAUCCGAAAAGCCAACCAGGGCCAGGGUUUGCCAUGUCAAUCCCCACCAGAGCCCUCCUACUUCUCCACGCCACCCGACUCGCCCCCCACUCCUCCCCCUCUGACCCUCAAUCCCCCACUAGAGCAAAAAGACCACGUGGCCUCAUCUCUCCUUAAGAAAAAACUCAAGAAGGAUAUCAAGACCAAGCUGAAAAAGAAGGACAGAGAGCGGCUAAAGGAGAAAGGAAAAGACAAAAGCAAGAGCAAAGAGAAAAACAAGGAAAAGAAGAGAGAGAAGGAACGGAGCCAGGGGGAGGACAUAACGCCACCGUGGAUUGAGUUACCGCUCGGAGGUGAGGACAGAAGAGAUGCCGUUGGUGGGAAGAAGGAGAAGGACAAGCACAAGGACAAGAAGAAAGAUAAAGAGAAGAGCAAGAAGGACAAAGACAAAAGAGACAAGGGCAAAGACAGAGGAGCGAAGGAGGAGAGGAGGCUGUCGCUUGUGACCAAGGAGAGCACCUCGGCUUCUCUACCUCUCUUCAGCCCUUCUUCCUGCCUGCACAUCCCCUCAAUGCUUCCCCCACUGCAACCCAUCCUCCCUGAAGUGCUGUUCCACUCUAAAGAAAUCAAAAGCAAGGAAAAGGACAAGAAGAAAGACAAAAAAGAGAAAAAGAAGAAGAAGGACAAGGAGAAGGAACGAGAGAAAGACAGGGAGAGGGAGCGGCCCAGGGAGAAGGAGGAGAAGAAGAAGGAGAAAGAGAAGAAAGAAAAAGUAAAAGAAAAAGAGAAGCCUAAAUUGGAGAAGCCCACUUUAAUGGUUGAAGCCCCCGUGGUUCCACAGUCUCCCGUCAUACCCAGGCUGAAGCUGAAAGUUGGAGCCGGACAGGACAAAAUCGUCAUCAGUAAGGUUACCCCCGACUUGGAACCGACCCCACCGCCUCCUCGAACGCCGGUCUCACGCUCUGGGCCCGGUGCUCGGAUGCGUUCUCCUCCCGCCCCUCCUCCCCCUCUUCCACCUCCGGUUGUCGCUGCACCUAUCCCACCACCUGUGUUGCCACCUCCUCCGCUUCCAGUGUUCCAGGCCCCAGCCAGCCAGGCUAAAGCUCGCGGGUGCAGUGUUGUCACGGAGACAGUCAGCGCUUAUGUGAUUCGUGACGAGUGGGGUAAUAAGAUCUGGAUCUGCCCUGGCUGUAAUAAACCAGACGAUGGCAGUCCCAUGAUCGGGUGUGAUGAGUGCGAUGACUGGUAUCACUGGCCCUGUGUAGGAAUUCAAGCCGCUCCCCCGGAGGAUCAGUCCUGGUUCUGUGUUAAGUGUUCUGGCAAGAAAAAAGACAAAAAAACAAAAAAGAGGAAACGUAAAGUGCACUGAUCAUGUCUGUCUUGCUUUCUCUCUCUCUUUCCUUGCCUUUCUGCUCAUGUCAAGCUUUAUUUCAGUCAGAUCUCUCUCUACCUGCUGCGGCUACAAUUUGGACAUUUUUCUCCUCUCUUCCUUUUAACCAGUCUCUGUAGUCGUUUAUGUAUUUUUUAAAAAUGAAAUUUUCAAAAAGUCUAUAUGUUAAUUUUUUUAUGUCAAUCAUCCUACAAAAUGUGUAUAUGACCUUUGUACGAAAAAGUUCAUUAGGUGUGUAUGUAAGUGUGUGUGUGUGCGAGGUUAUACAUCCUCAUCCAAGUUUUUUCAGCCGUGCGCUGACUCAUCGGGAUCACAUCUCUGAAAAGGAGGGGAAAAAAACACGUCUGUACAAUACUCAGCCUUUUUAAAUAUUGUUCUGAUUUAUUUAGACUGGAAGUGCAGUUUCCUUUUAUUAUGGAUUCGAUUAAACGCUGUUUUUUCCACA